Molecule: messenger RNA, 1530 nt
Organism: Penicillium canariense
Lineage: Eukaryota; Fungi; Ascomycota; Eurotiomycetes; Eurotiales; Aspergillaceae
Product: cytochrome P450
Exons: 4
Coding region: 1-1530 (509 amino acids)
Molecular function (GO): iron ion binding; oxidoreductase activity, acting on paired donors, with incorporation or reduction of molecular oxygen; heme binding
Source: RefSeq, a predicted model, not a curated record
AUGUCUCAACGUCCAACUCCCUCACUGGCAGCUCUUGGGAUGGCAAAUCUCUCUUCCGUGACUCCGCCACUCAUGAAAAUGAGUCUGAUACUGGCCAUCACCUCCCUCUUGUGCCGGAUUGUCUAUAAUUUGUUCUUCCACCCUCUUGCCAAGUACCCCGGACCAAGGCUUCGAGCAGCCAGCACAAUUCCAUUCAUGUAUGCACUGGUUAUUGGCCAGCAUCAUGAGGUGGUUGUCAAUAUGCACAAGGAAUAUGGAACUGUUGUUCGCAUUGCACCGAAUAAAUUAUCCUACAUCACUGGUCAGGCAUGGCAGGACAUCAACGGCCAUCGAAAAAGGACAGAGCCUGAGAUGCCUCGGGAUGAUAAAUGGUUCACUCGCAACCCUAAUGGCCCAGAUAUGGUCUAUUGUAGCCGGGAAGAGCAUCGACGCUAUCGAGGGUUGUUUGCUGGUGGAUUCUCAGACAGGUCUUUGCGUAGCCAAGAGCCUCUGAUCGGCGGUUAUGUCACAUCACUAAUAAACAAUCUGGCUCGGCGCGUGAAAGAGAGAAAAGACACCGUUUUUGACCUGGUCACUUGGUUUGAGUGUACUACAUUCGACGUUGUAGGUGACCUCACAUUUGGCGAAUCCUUCGGCUGCCUGGAAACAGGAGAAGUACAUCCUUGGUUGCGAAGUAUGUCUGAUACGGCCAAGGCAUUUCAGGUGAUUCGGGCUUGCCAAGAGAUUCCUCUUAUCGGUCAGUACUCAACUACCGUCCUCCCUCGGAUUUUCCGGGUAGGCGUGAUCAAGAAGAGCCAAGAACAUUUUGCCUUCACAGAAGGAAAGCUUCGCCGUCGAUUAGACCGCAAAGAACCGCGUGCAGAUUUUUUAGGUCCCAUCCUUCAAAAGCCUGACGGCAAGGGCCUCAGUUAUCCAGAGUUACUCACCCAUUCCUCCAUUCUAAUCCUGGCUGGGGGGGAUACUGUGACGGGGGCAUGCGCGGCAAUUGUAUAUCUGCUGCUACAGAAUCCAGAUAAGAUGGAAAUUCUGGUCAAUGAGGUGUUGACCACAUUCCAACACGAAGACAUGAUUACUAUCGACUCCACCAGCCGUUUGGUUUAUCUUCGUGCUGUGAUUAAAGAAGGUCUUCGUCACUAUCCCCCAGUCCCCAUUGGCAUUCCACGCACUGUCCCCGAGGGAGGCUCAAUGAUUGACAAAGAAUUCGUGCCUGAAGGGACCUCGGUGUGUGUCUCUCACAUGGCCGCAUACCAGUCAACGUUAAAUUUUGAGCGACCGGAUGAAUUCUGUCCGGAGAGGUUUCUCGAUACUACAAUGUUUUCGGACAAACUAGAUGUCUAUCAGCCUUUUAGUCUCGGCCCACGCAACUGUAUAGGUAGGAACCUUGCCUACGCGGAGAUGCAGAUGAUUCUCACCCGUCUACUGUAUCGCUUUGACCUUCGACUGCAAGAUGACAAGUUUGCUUUCGGGUCGCAGCGAACAUUUACUGGAUGGGAGAGACCUCCAUUGAACGUGUCUCUGAUUGCGCGUUAA